Messenger RNA from Lethenteron reissneri (Far Eastern brook lamprey), 728 nucleotides. RefSeq names its product E3 ubiquitin-protein ligase Mdm2-like. Gene Ontology annotation, molecular function: p53 binding; ubiquitin protein ligase activity. The record is from RefSeq and is a predicted model, not a curated record. Lineage: Eukaryota; Metazoa; Chordata; Hyperoartia; Petromyzontiformes; Petromyzontidae. Gene Ontology annotation, biological process: negative regulation of apoptotic process; protein ubiquitination; cell cycle.
CCCCGCGUCCCCAGAGUUGCCGGGCAACAUCCUCCACUCGUUGUCAUCAUCGUCGUCGUCGUCGUCAUCAUGAGUGGCAGCCCCUCCACCUCCGUCUCUUCAGCUUCGGGAGUUGACGAGGAAGCUUUGGCGGUGAGGCCUGUGCCUCUGCUGCUGCGUCUCUUGCGCUCUGUCGGUGCGACAGGCGACACGUUCACGCUGCCGCAGGUCUUCCAUCACCUGGGCGGCUACAUCAAGACGAAGCAACUCUACGACAAGCGGAGGCUACACAUGGUGCACUGCAAGGGCGACCCUCUGGGGGAGCUGUUCGGCGUGGAGAGCUUCUCCCUCAAAGAGCCGAGCUCGUCCCCCAGGUCGCUGGGCGCUCUCCUGGCCAAGGCGCUCUGCAGAGCCACCACCGACAGACGCAAAGGUGGAGCCAGGCCCCGGCAAGAUCACGCGGCGGGAGCCGUGAAGGGAAGCUCAUUGGCGACGGCCGACGGAGACAAGCGGCAGGUGAGUUUGGCGGUGGCGUUACGAGCACAUCGGAGCGCGCGUGCGCUCGCGCGUGCGGCCGGUGCGAGCGUGGGGAUCGGUGGCCCACACACGCUUUGAUUGACUUUUCCGUGUUUUUCAUAAAAGUAAGUCUCUCACAGCAGCGUAGCUACGCACAGCCUCCUCACCCAGCCCCUCCCCAUCCUCCCACCCAGCCCCACCCAGCCCCACCCUCCCCUCUCCACCCAGCCCCA